UUUUCACGGAUAGGCAUAGAGAAUAGAGGAAAAAUACGAUAUGUCUACCGAUUUCUUUUCGUAAUUAUUAUUUUUAUUUAGGUUUUAAUUUGUGUAAGUUAUAGUUUUUGUGUAUUAUUUUAGACAAAAACGUUAGUUAGUUUCAUAAAAGUUAAUAAUGGCAGAUUUCUUGGAAUCGGAGGCAGAGGAGAGCGAGUUGGAUUCGGAAGAGGAUGAGCAGCCCACAGAACGUAAAAAGCCGAAGCGUAAAGCUGCUGUUCAAAGCGAUGACGAGGACGAAGAAGAAGAAGAUGAUGAGGAGAGACUUCGGGAGGAGUUAAAAGAUUUGAUAGAUGAUGCACCAAUUGAAGAGGAUAGUGAUGGAGAGGACUCGGAUGCUAGUGUCGGACCAAAGAAGAGAAAGAAAAGUGACGACGAGUUGGAUGACAGAUUAGAAGAUGAAGAUUAUGAUCUUAUUGAAGAAAAUCUUGGGGUUAAAGUUGCAAGAAAUAAGUUUAAGCGUUUGCGCCGUUUGGAGGAUGAUGAUAGUGACAAUGACGGAGCAGAUGACCCAGAUUUGGAAAGAGAAGUUAUUGCUGAAAAACUUUUUGUUGGAGGAUCUGAUGAGGAGGAUGAAAAUCGUUCAGAAUCCGCGGCGCCUCGUGAAGUGGAAUACGAUGAUGAAAAUGACGAGUUGGAAUCAGAUGCCGAUGAUUUUAUAGUAGACGAUGACGGUCGACCAAUUGCGGAACGUAAGAAGAAACGAAAGCCCAUUUUCACUGAUGCUUCCCUUCAAGAAGGUCAAGAUAUAUUUGGUGUUGAUUUUGAUUAUGAUGAAUUUGAGAAAUAUGGUGAAGAAGAUUAUGAAGACGAGGAAGAUGAAGAUCUUGAUGAAUAUAUUGAAGAUGAAGAAGAUGAAGAUGGAGAAAGGAGAAGGACUAAGAAAGGCAAAGCGAAACGUCCAAGCAAAAAAUCCAUAUUUGAAAUUUAUGAGCCAAGUGAAUUGAAGAGAAGCCAUUUUACGGAUUUAGAUAAUGAGAUACGUAAAACGGAUGUACCGGAGCGUAUGCAAAUUCGUGAAGUACCAAUAACGCCAGUGGAGGAAGGCAGCACGGAAUUAGAAGAUGAGGCUGAAUGGAUAUACAAACAGGCAUUCCUCAAAGCGCCCGUCUCAAAGGCUGAUUCUCAAGAGGCGAGAGAAAGGACACGAAGAGGUUCAAGUACUGUUGUGAAGAUUCGUCAAGCACUAGAUUUUAUGCGAAACCAGACAUUGGAAGUGCCAUUCAUUGCAUUCUAUCGUAAAGAAUAUGUUCAGCCUGAACUUAGUAUUAAUGAUCUCUGGAAAGUAUACAAGUAUGAUGCCAAGUGGUGUCAGUUAAAGCAACGUAAGGAAAAUCUCCUUAAAUUAUUGGAGAAUAUGCGUGACUUCCAACUGGAUAAGGUGAUGGCCAACCCCGAUGCACCAAUACCUGAGAAUAUGAGACUAAUAAAGGAUGAGGAUAUUGAAAGAUUGAAAAACGUUCAAACGCCAGAAGAGCUGCGAGAUGUUCACACACACUUCCUGCUGUACUACUCCAAUGAUCUGCCAGAAAUGCAGAAGGUACAGCGGACUAAGGAGAGGCAGAAAGAAUUGGAAGAGAAGAAGAGAGCAGCUCGCGAGGAAGCGGAGAGGAAUGGUGAGGACCCGGAGGAGGCUGUGGCGGCGGUGGAGGCGGCGCUGCCGGAUGACGCCGCGCCACAGCAUGACAUGAAGUACGCCGUGAGGUCCGGUCCCUACGAGCUCUGCAGGAAGGCUGGCAUUGAACCCUUGGUAAAGAUGUUCGGUCUAACACCGGAGCAGUUUGCGGAGAACGUGCGUGACAACUACCAGCGGCAUGAGGUGGAGCAACCCGCUGUACCGCCGCUAGAGGCCGCCGCCCCAUACUGCGGUGCGAGCGGGUCUGCGGCGGAGGUGGUGCGGCGUGCGGUGUACAUGUGCGGUGUGCAGCUGGCGCGCGAGCCUCUGCUGCGUGGUGCGCUGAGGGACGCGUUGCGGGAGCGCGCCACGCUCUCUGUGCGACCUACGCCGCGCGGACUCAAGGAGAUCGACGAGAGCCACGCAUGCUUUAGCUUGAAGUAUUUGAAGAAGAAGCCAGUGCGAGACUUGACUGGCGACCAGUUCCUGAAGCUGUCGAUGGCGGCGGAGGAUCGGCUGCUGGAGGUGAAGAUCAGUGAACAGAUCGAAGGAAACACCAGCCCUAGUUACAUCGAAGAACUCAAACAGUUAUAUCAAAAGGACGAGUUCGCAGCCACAGUGCAGGCGUGGAACGAGCUGCGUGCGGAGGCGGUGGGCCUGGCGCUGGGCAAGAUCGUACUGCCCGAGCUGCGGCGUGAGCUGCACGCGCUGCUGCUGCAGGAGGCCAAGGACCAUGUGCUCAAGUGUUGUCGGCGUCGGCUAUACGAUUGGUUAAAGGUGGCCCCAUACGAAUCGCGAGUGUCGGAUGACGACGAUGACGAGUGGGACGCUUCCAACGGUCUGCGCGUGAUGUCAAUCGCGUACGUGCCGGACCGCGCGCAGUGCGCGUUCGCGUGCCUGGUGUCCGGUGGGGGCGAGGUGGCGGAUCACCUGCGUCUGCCGCACCUCAUGUACCGCCGCAACGCCUGGGACGCUGCCGAGCGACAGAACAAGGAGGCAGAUAUGACAGCUUUACGCAGGUUUAUCCUGCGUAAGAAGCCACAUGUGGUGGUGAUAGGCGGAGAGUCGCGCGAGGCGCUCAACGUGAAGGCGGACGUCGCCGACUGCGUGCAGCGUCUUGUCGAGGACGAGCAGUUCCCGCGCAUACCAAUAGAGAUCGCUGACAACCACAUCAGCAAGAUAUACAGCAACAGUAUACGCGGCAGGAACGACUUCAGAGAAUAUCCUGACAUGUUACGUCAAGCUAUCUGUCAGGGUCGCCUUCUGCAAGAUCCACUCAUGGAAAUAUCGCAGCUUUGCGGACCAGACGAAGAAAUUCUAUGUCUCAGAUAUCAUCCGCUGCAAGAUCAGAUCAGUAAAGAAGAUCUUCUUGAGGGUAUUGAACUUGAAUUCGUGAAUCGAGUAAACGAAGUGGGUGUAGACGUGAACGAGGCGAUUCUCACUGGUCGCGGUACCGAGUUGCUGCAGUUUGUAUGCGGCCUGGGUCCGAGGAAAGCUCAAGCGUUGAUAAAACUCUUCAAACAGACCAAUCAGAAACUCGAGAACAGAACUCAGCUGGUUACAGUCUGUCACAUGGGUCCCAAGGUCUUCAUAAACUGUUCAGGCUUCAUCAAGAUAGACACUAGCAGUCUAGGUGACAGCACGGAAGCGUAUAUAGAAGUGCUCGAUGGUUCCAGAGUUCAUCCUGAGACGUACGAGUGGGCUCGUAAAAUGGCAGUCGAUGCCUUGGAAUACGAAGACGAGGAUGCGAACCCGGCUGGUGCACUAGAAGAAAUUUUGGAAGCGCCCGAACGAUUAAAAGAUUUGGACCUUGACGCCUUCGCUGAGGAACUUGAGCGGCAAGGAUUCGGCAAUAAGAGCAUAACGUUAUAUGACAUACGAGCAGAAUUGAACUCAAGGUACAAGGAUCUAAGAGUUCCGUAUCGUUCGCCGACGGCCGAGGAGAUGUUUGAUAUAUUGACGAAAGAGACGCCCGAAACUUUCUACGUCGGCAAGAUGGUGUUGGCGUCGGUGGUUGGCAUUUCACACAGGAAGCCGCAGAGAGAGAUGUUGGACCAGGCCAACCCCGUCAGGAACGACGAGACCGGCCUAUGGGAAUGUCCUUUUUGUCACAAAAAUGAUUUCCCUGAAUUAUCUGAGGUGUGGAAUCAUUUCGACGCGGGGGCGUGUCCGGGCCAGGCGACGGGCGUGCGCAUACGUCUGGACAACGGCGUGUCCGGUUACAUCCACAUUAAGAACCUGUCAGACCGUCACGUCACCGACCCCACGGAGCGCGUGCGCAUCGGACAGACGGUGCACUGCCGCGUACUCAAGAUUGACGUCGAACGAUUCUCUGUUGACUGUACAUCAAAAUCGUCCGAUUUAGUUGACAAAAAUAAUGAAUGGAGACCAUCAAAAGACCCAUACUAUGACCAGGAGUCUGAAGAUAAAGAUGUGCGCAAAGAUAAGGAGGCCAAGCAGACGAAGGAGCGUAUGCAGUACGUCAAGCGGGUGAUCGUACAUCCCGCUUUCCAGAACAUCUCCUUUGCUGAAGCAGAGAAGUUGAUGGAGAACAUGGCGCAGGGUGAAGUUAUUGUACGACCGAGCAGUAAGGGAUCUGAUCAUUUGACAGUUACAUGGAAAGUGGCGGAUGGUAUCUGUCAACAUAUCGACGUCAGAGAGGAAGGAAAAGAGAAUGCAUUCUCGCUAGGUCGAAGUCUAUGGAUACAGGGCUCAGAAUUCGAAGAUUUAGAUGAAAUUAUAGCGCGCCAUGUGACUCCGAUGGCGGGACACGCGCGCGACCUUAUCUCCUACAAAUACUACAAGCCGUUGGGCGGCAUGAGGGACAAGGCGGAGGAGUGGCUCAAGGAAGAAAAAGCCAAGAAUCCCAACAAAAUACACUACGUCAUUUCCGCAGCCAAAAAUCAUCCCGGACGGUUUCUGCUCUCUUACUUACCUCGCGCGAGAUGCACGCACGAGUACAUAUCGGUUACGCCGGACGGCUACAAGUUCCGGCAGAGGAUGUUCGAUUCCUUGGGUGGUCUGCUAAAGUGGUUCAAGGAGCACUUCAGAGAUCCCCCGCCGUCCGGCACGCCGGCGCAGCGCACGCCCGCCAUGCGCACGCCACACGGCAUGACCUCCAUGUACCACACGCCCGCCGCGCACACGCCCGCCUUCCACACGCCCGCCCACACGCCCGGCCCCGCCUACAUCAACACGCCCUACACGCCCUCCGCGCAGACGCCCUACAUGACGCCGUUCGCGACCACACCGCGCCAGCCCGAUUUUCUUACGCCGGCGGUGCCCAGGCACAAGCCCACGCCCGCCAUGCCCAUAUACUCAGAGCCCUCCGACUGGCAGAAGGCGGCGGAGGACUGGGUCCGUCAUAGAACAGGUCGCGACACACCCUCCACUCCGCGCAGCAGUGAGGGCAUGCCCACGCCGCGACACGACAACCGCACGCCGCGGCACGACAACCGCACCCCGCGACAUGACGUCCGCACGCCGCGACACGACUCGCGCACGCCGCGGCACGACUCGCGCACUCCGCGACACGAGUCCCGCUCGCACGGCCACGGGGACAGGCACAGUCACAGUCACAGCCAUGGCCACGGCCACAGUCACAGUCACGACCAUGACCGCGAGCGCGAGCGCGACCGUGAGCGCGAUCGCGACCGCGGCCACAGCUCGGGCAGGUCGUCGCGCUCGCAUUCCGUCCGCUCCACCCCGCACACCAACACCUCGCCGCGCUCCAUGUCGCUGGGAGAUGCCACUCCGCUCUACGACGAAAAUUAGAACUGAGACUGAACAUUUUUUUUAUUUCAUUUCA
Molecule: messenger RNA, 5462 nt
Organism: Papilio xuthus (Asian swallowtail)
Lineage: Eukaryota; Metazoa; Arthropoda; Insecta; Lepidoptera; Papilionidae
Gene: Spt6
Product: transcription elongation factor Spt6
Exons: 24
Coding region: 158-5428 (1756 amino acids)
Biological process (GO): nucleosome organization; transcription elongation by RNA polymerase II; transcription elongation-coupled chromatin remodeling
Cellular component (GO): transcription elongation factor complex
Molecular function (GO): nucleosome binding; DNA binding; histone binding
Source: RefSeq, a predicted model, not a curated record